UAACUCCUUUUUCCCGUCGAUGUUGGUCGACUCCAAGGCGAUCAAAGCCCUGAUCGGCUGUAAGACGCCUGGCCCCCUACUAAAUGGCCGUACAUCGAUGCGAGGUUCUUCGAUAAUUAGACCCCAAGACGCCUUACGGCCUGAAAAUAUUCAUAUCGUUGAAUAUCAAAAUGCAACUGCCUCCUCCUUCGGUUAUUGCCAGCUGGCCAACGCCCAAUUAUGUCAACCCGGAAACGAGAGGUCAUCUAGGAAUGGUAGUUGGCCUCUUACUUUCUGGGCUUGUUACGAUUACUCUAGCGAUUCGAUUAUACGCUCGAAAGUGGCUAACACGAGGCUUCGCGCUCGAUGAUAUCUUCAUAUUGUUGGCAUAUUUUCCUACCACGGCAUUUACGAUAAUCGGCGUUGUUGCGGAAGAAAGCCUCCAGUGGAACAGACAUAGUUGGGAUGUUGAAAAGAGGUUCAUCGUCCCAGGUUUACAACUAACUCUUGCCAACGAAAUGCUAUUCGACCUAGCAACAAAUUUACUAAAAUUAUCGAUACUCACACAGCUUUAUCGGCUUAUGGCUGCCACAAGUGCCCGGAAGAUGACUAUUGCUGUGCUGGUGUUGAUGGCAAUCAUUAGUCUCGACUUUUUCGCCUUCAUUAUGGUCAGCAUACUUCAAUGCACGCCUUUAUCAACAUUUUGGGAGCUCUCGCCCGGGCCCCAGAAUUGUAUCAACCAAAACGCGCAUCUGAUAGCUACUAAUAUUAUCAAUACCGUCACGGACUGGGUUGUAGUGAUUCUCCCAAUUGGAGCCGUGCUUAAUUUGAGCCUACCUACCAAGCAACUCAGUAUUAUCAUCGUCCUCUUUGGUGUUGGUAUACUUGCGAGCUCCGCGGGGAUCGCAAGAACCUAUUUCUCAUGGAUGUUGACUGUUAAUUACGAUAGCGCCUGGAUCUAUUGGUUGACGUGGUUCUGCAGUGCUAUCGAGCUCAACCUUGGUAUAAUAUGCGCGUCAAUUCCUGCCACGAAACCGUUCUUUGCUAAUUACCUCCCAAAUUUAUUCGAAACCACAAUCAGGGCACGUAGCUGGACUAUAGAUUGGGAAAGAAAGCCGUUGACACAUUCGCAAUCUUUCACGACUUUUAUCGAUCAGUCAUCAUCAUCAACCUUCCUACCGCGACAGCCUACACCACUUCAUACCCAUCACCGAGGCAGUGAUCUCAACAAACCGCUACCUCCUAUUCUAUACGACCAACAUACCGGCCUUGAAAAGCAACCAGAACGCUACGCAGAGCCUAGAUUUCACUCUAGCUUAACGGGGAGCCCCCUAUGGCGGCGCGAAGGUGUGAGAUUUAGUGAUAACCAUGGGCUUCCGGCUCAAAGUAACUUGCAGGCAUUAGAUCGAGCCACAAUCUUGAUCAUGUACCGAGGGGACUCAGACCAGGGGCCUAUACGGCAGUUGCCAAUUCGUGCUUCGACAAAUUGAGUCCAGGGGGGAUACACCCAGUCGACAGGCUCGCGCCGUCAUCUACGAAGCCCACCUACACUCUGCGGGAUCAACGGAGUGAGGCAUUUUAACAAUAUUGAUGCAUAUCGUGCAGAUCAACUGUAUUAUUCAG
Molecule: messenger RNA, 1602 nt
Organism: Hypoxylon trugodes
Lineage: Eukaryota; Fungi; Ascomycota; Sordariomycetes; Xylariales; Hypoxylaceae
Exons: 5
Coding region: 171-1469 (432 amino acids)
Source: RefSeq, a predicted model, not a curated record